Molecule: messenger RNA, 7922 nt
Organism: Bemisia tabaci
Lineage: Eukaryota; Metazoa; Arthropoda; Insecta; Hemiptera; Aleyrodidae
Gene: alpha-Man-Ib
Product: alpha-Mannosidase class I b
Biological process (GO): carbohydrate metabolic process; mannose trimming involved in glycoprotein ERAD pathway
Cellular component (GO): endoplasmic reticulum; membrane
Molecular function (GO): calcium ion binding; mannosyl-oligosaccharide 1,2-alpha-mannosidase activity
Source: RefSeq, a predicted model, not a curated record
GGCAAGAAAAGAAAGAGCCAAAGUUAGGUUAGGGUUGUGUUUGGGAGUUUGUUUUUGUCGGGUCCAGCUUAUCUUUGUCCUCUAUUUCCUUGUAAUUUUUGGCCACCGGAGACCGGAGGUCGACAAGUUGAUCAGAAGAUAGAAGCUGGCGUUCUAAAUAACAGCUUUUUUCGUGUCUGAACCGCUUAUGAUGGCAUCUCAUGUUUCGUGAACGUCUAUGCACCAGUACCCACGAUCGGCUUAAUCUGUGUUCGAAAAUAAGUUAAUUAUCUCUUUUCUCCAGUUUUAUGUAGUUUCAACAAAUGUUAAAUUCCAGGUUUGAAUUGUGAAAACCACGGUUAAGGUGACGGAGAAAAAGCAGAAAUGAUAGAUAACUCUGGAAGCCAUGUUUCAAGAUAGCAAGAGGGAUAGUGUUUACUUCAACAUUGACCACAUUGUUCAUUCAACAGGAGAACAGCAGCAUCUGUUACAAAGGCGCAAACUGCUGAGGUCAUGGCGGCAACUAACCAGGCUGCAGAAAAAUUUGAUGUGUUUUGUGAUGGUUGUGGGUGUGCUAAUGUUGGCGUUUUGGAUACUUGUCAGAGGACUCUUCAGUGAUAUCACCAGAAAUGAGCUCACAUUUAUAGAUCCAAACUCUGGGCCUCUGCCGAACAAUGCUCCCUCACCAGAGAAACUGAUCGACCAAUUAGUUGUGGAAGAGCCAAGCGUUAACAAAAGAAUAGAUACCAUCGUAAAUGUAAAGGAUCAGUAUGAAGAACCACAGAAAGAGGAAGAGGAAGAAGAUAACAAACUUGAUUCGUAUGCAGAUGCUGCUGCGAAGGAUGGUCUUAAAGAAAACGGUAAGCAAAAGUCUCUGCAUUUGAAGGAGCCUGAGACAGUGGAAAAACCCAAAACCGUGGCCAAAGGACCAGUAGUAUUUGCACCUGCUGACAACCCUCGGCAGAAGAGUGUCAUAAAGGCAUUCUUGCAUGCCUGGCAUGGGUACAAGAAGUUUGCUUGGGGCCAUGACCACUUAAAGCCCAUCUCAGGUGGCAAAGAUAACUGGUUUGGUCUUGGCUUGUCUAUUGUUGACUCGCUAGAUACAAUGUACAUAAUGAAUCUAAAAGAUGAGUUCCAGGAGGCUCGCGACUGGGUAGACAAACAUUUAGACUUGAAUAACUUGAAUGAUGUCAAUCUGUUUGAGGUGACAAUUCGUGUUUUAGGUGGCUUGCUAACUGCUUAUCACUUCUCCGAUGACCCUAUUUUCUUGGACAAAUCUAUGGAGUUGGGAGAUCACCUAUUGCCUUGCUUUAGUAAGUCUCCAUCGGGAAUUCCCUACUCAGAUGUUAACCUUGCAUCUAGAAUUCCCCAUUCACCAAGAUGGAGUCCAGAUUCAAGCACCUCAGAAGUUACAACGGUCCAAUUAGAAUUUAGAGAUCUCAGUCGCUCAACCAAGCUACCAAUUUUUGAGAAAUAUGCCGCUAAUACUUCAAAAAUUGUACAUGGUCUGAAAAAGAUGGACGGGCUGGUUCCUAUCUUCAUUAACCCUGUAACAGGAAAGUUUUUGGCCAAUUCUGAAAUCAAGUUGGGUGCACGCGGUGACAGUUACUAUGAAUAUCUGCUAAAACAGUGGAUACAAACUGGCAAAACAAUUGAUUAUUUACGAGAUGAUUAUCUGGAGGCAAUUGAUGGCGUCUCCAAACAUCUUGUCCGAUAUACUGGUAUUCAUAAGUGGUUGUUCAUUGGAGAGUUGAAAAGCGGGUCCCGAGAAUUUUUUCCAAAAAUGGAUCACUUAGUGUGCUAUUUACCAGGAACCCUGGCUCUUGGCGUUCACCACGGGUUACCGCAGCACCAUCUUGAUUUAGCCAAUGGUCUUUUGCAAACAUGCUAUCAGAUGUAUGCUCUCCAGCCAACGUUUCUGUCACCUGAGAUAGCAUACUUCAACACAGAUGCCACUGGCAAGCCUGACUUGUAUGUGUUACCAAAUGAUGCUCAUAAUUUAUUGCGUCCUGAGUUCCUAGAAAGUUUAUUCUAUAUGUAUCAGAUCACCGGGAACACAACUUAUCAAGACUGGGCCUGGAAUAUAUUUCAGGCAUUUGAGAAAUACACGAAGGUUGCUAAUGGGUACUCCUCAAUCGGGAACGUUCUGGAUCCUCAAAACACAAAGCCUCGCGAUAAAAUGGAAUCAUUUUUUCUCAGCGAAACUUUAAAAUAUCUGUACCUCAUUCUUAGUUCAGACCGACGGCUCCUAGAUAUAGAUAAAUAUGUGAUAAAUAGUGAGGGACACCCACUUCCCAUCUACGACUCCUGAUGAGAUUUUGUAAUGGCUCUGCGUCGUGCAUUUAAAUUAUUAUUGCGGCAAGCAGACUGCAGGAUCAUUACACUCUUAAUUUAUGUUUUCUGGUCUCCAGCUGGCAAUUAGAAUUGCAAAAAUCAACGAACAAGUGACAAAGACUUAGAAAAUUUCAGAUUUAAGUUUCAGUGAGUUGGUUAACCCUUUCAUUACCAGGCGAGAUUCUGUGUGCGUAUGCUCCACAGCUGGCAUUAGUUGUCAUGCAAAAAAAUUAGAGCACACUCUGUCAGGAAGUUUCUAAACUUGUAGUUCGAAUUAUUUUAGAAUGGUAAAGUUACAAAUGUGAAUUCUUCUAAGUGAUGGUUGAUAAAUGAUAGCAGAAUCCUUACAGGAAGGAUGCGGUCAUGGUGAACGCAGAUGUUGCGUCUGCGGUAAUGGAACGGUUCACUCCGGUGAUUCAAAAAGUCAAAGUGAACCUGAUAGUAGUUAAACCUAGUUGAAUCUAUUUCUUCUAAGAUUCAGUUUCUGUUUUUUUAAUUAGCACAGUAUUCAUGAGCAUUACAGUUGAAUUUUACGGCAAAUCUUUCUUACAUCUUAGGCAAUCUUCCUCUGUUUUGUGCUUCCUUUCCGUCCGUUACAGGAGACUUACAAUUAGUUAAAGUAAAUAUGGGUCUUUUUCAUAGGAGUAAUGCCUUAAUCUAAGUUCGAUUGUACCUUCAUUGUCAAGGGCAAAGAGAGGAGUCCAAGCUUGUGAUUUUUCGAAAACCUGUAGCAUUAAUUCCUCUGUUUUAUUGAAACGGUCAGGUAUGUUUCCUAUGACUGUGAUGUCUCUUCCUAUAAGGGAAUCAUUCAACUUAAAACCUGUGAAGAUAACAGAGAUUGAUGAAUCAACUCUGCUAAUUAAAGUCGGCAUCAUACUCAUGAACGGAUAAUUAUGGCUACUAACUUUUGAGCUCAUGUCUGUCAAUAUAUUUUCUCAAUUCGUAGUUUCUUUGAGGCAUUUUUAAUCCAGAAUUAAUGGAUCACUAGACAAAGUUCGAAUUUAAGCAUUCUGAUACAUGUCUCUUAAACAGAAUUUCAUGCAGAACACGAGUCUUGCAUCAAAAAUUAUUGACAUUAACUUCUAACUAAGAUAUUAUCGUUUUUAUUUUACAUUGCUUACUGGACAUUUGAUCUGCCCGGUCAAAGAAACACAAUACUCCACAGGAGUCAAAUUGCGCACUACAACGGUUUUGGCAGGCUUCUCAAUCAAACAUCGUUCAUUUCCCACCCUUUAUUAGUCGAAGUGUAAACAAUUUGCUAUAGCUGAGCCAAAGCGUCAAGAUUGAGAUUGCCAUAUUUUCAUAUCGCAGAGACUGCCACUGUAACGUUUAGUUUGCGAUCUGACUCACCUAGACCAUUGAGUUUUCAUGAGCGGGAGAUUUGAAUUCACGUGUCAAGAAAGAUUGAAUAUCUUGGUUAGGAGCCAUUUUCAGUAAUUUUUGUUGAGCAGAUCGUGUUUUACGUCAAAUUUUGGUUAAGGAGCAUAAAUCAGAAUACUUAACUUCACACCAUGUCUAGCAGUCCAUUGUCAGGAAAUGAAACUAAUUUCUGAGAGGGCUUUCAUUAAUUUAUUUUCAUGGAAGGCUUUGUGAAUUUUCUGAAUCCAAGACCUCUACCUGAUGAGAAAGCUAGUGAAUCGAGUAAAAUGAUUCCAUAAGAACAUUGUUUAGAACCUACCAAGCCACUUAGUUUUCUUUGUCGAUGAGACAUGAGGAGCAAUGAGAUGGAUAAAAAUGUUUCAGGAGAAAGGUGUGUGCACAAUUUUUAAGACCAAUGCCAUUUCUUUGUAGUUUGUUGGAGACCAUUUUUAUUUAUGCAGCAAUAUUUAUGAGAAAAUUUGUGAACAAUAAUAGAAUUUCUGAAUGAGGUGGAAAUGAAAAUAAAACAGUCUAACCAUUUAAGUUGGAUGGUGUCAGUGAGUAAAUUAGUUUGUCACGAAUUAGGAAAUUCGUUGGUUAAAGCAAUACACCUUCAUCAUUAAUUUUGUGCUUUGGGUCCUUGAAAAAAAUAUUUAGAAUUUAAAGAGAAAAAAUAUUCAAGCAUAAAUGUUCAUUUAUUCGUUUGUUGUCUGUUCACUGGAGUUGCUGGUUGCAGUUUGUGCCGUUACCUCAUGAAUUUUUUGGCUCAUAUUUUUUUCGUGUUUUCUACUGUAUGUAAGAGAAAGGUAAUUGCAAUUUUAGUAAUAAUCUCAAAGGAUUUUGAAUUUUUAAAAUGCAUGUAGAUGUCUUGCUUUAUUCAAUAAAUCAUCAGACAAGGGACACUUAAAACUGUCUCAACUUUUAAAGUAAAUCUUUUGCAAAAUAUUUUGCAUGAAACACAUUACAUCAUGAAAAGACAAUGGACAACGCUCAAACUGCUUAUGAAUCUUUAGAAUUAUGAAGAUUGAACCAAUAAUAUAUGCCAAGACGCUCUUAAUUUCAUGCAUUCUGUUCUAUUCUUGUAUACUAAUGUAAUAUAGUCUGUGGCGAUUCUCACAGGUCAGCAACAUCGAACUUUUCCCUUUUGAUUGCAUGGAAAACCAUUUCAAUCUAUAGAAGUAGACUGCUUCACACACUAUCAAUUAUUCAUAAUAGAAUAGAAAAAUGGAGCAAAAGCAGUGUUUCCAAUGUGAAAGAAUCCCCACUGAAUAUAUGGCGUAUUAAUAAUAACUAUACAGUGCAUUUGUAAUUAUAGAUUUCGACCGUGUAAGUCGGCAAUCACAUAACCUGGUUUGCGACGUCGCAGACUUCCUGUCAUACUGUAUUUUUUUUAACGGAAAAUUACUCAACGGCAAUUCUUUAAAACUGCCGUGAUUUUUCUUCUCUGUGCAAAGGAAAUUCUGUAUAAACUCCAAGGAAUGAUGUCAAUUUGAUCUUUAAAAAUACAACCCAGAGGCGGAGUUUUUCAGACGCUGCAAACGAGAUAUGUGAUUGCGGACUUACGCUGUCGAUAUGUGAUUGUCUACAGGAGAGGGAAUCUUAGUGCUCAAAAACUCAACAUUUAAGUAUUGGUACCAAUGCAUAGGGGAAUUUAUCACUAGAGCAGUGGCAUACACUGAAAAACAUCAAAGUUAUGAUAGUUUUAAGUUUGAAAACAAUUUUGAGAAGAAUCUAUCACAGGUUUCCAUGGCUCAGAAUUGUCAGACUUUGAUGCUACAUUAUUAUGCCCUCUGAAGAAUGAACGGAACUACUUACAACUUAUUCUAUGAGACAUCGUAAAAUGUUCCUAGAAAAUUUUAAUUCAAAUCUCCUCUCUUGAAAAUGUUGUGACUGUACCGUUUUCCUUCUCCUGAAAGCAAUCACAUAUUAUAUUAUUGUAAAUAUGAACUGUGAUUCAUAACUUAUUUUGCAUGUGUCGAUUCUCUUCUUAUUUGAUAGAUCUUUUUUUUUUUUGUCACUUGCUUUCGAAGAGAAGAUAUACUGACGGUAAAACUGCAAAAAUGCUUAUUUUGGUUUGCAGCAAGGCAGUCCUACUGUCAAAAUUUAUUUUUUUAAAUGAGAAAAUAUUCAAUGUCAAUGUUGAUGUGUCCUCCUUUGACAAAAUGACAUGGGAGUGGACACUUUCAUCACCACUAAUAUGCUCUUUUUUUUCCAGUAAAAACGUUCGAUAUGGAGAAAUGCUUCAGAGUUGACUGUGUAUUUCAGCUAUUUCUAGGUCUGGAGCUGAUAUCACAAUUUCUCAAACCUUUUGGCGUGUCCCUAAUAUUUAGUGUCGGUUUCUCUGUGCUCCUUGAACUCUUUUAAUGCUUUGCCAUUUUGCCUUUGCACAGUACACAAGGCCCCUUUGCCUUUGUUGCCCAUUAAUCAGCUAUCUGCCUUUUCAGUCACAGUGCUGUACAAAGGCCUAGUUGAUUUUCAGACCCUAGUUGUUUCUUUUGCUGCCUUGAUAGUUAUCUUGUCAAACCGAAUUGAUCAGUUUCUCCUGUUUCGAAAAUCGGCAGUUACAUCUCAAUGCGAAAGAUGAGGGAAAAAAUGUAUACCAUUAAAUGCAUGAAAAGACCCACCAUUGCUGUACAGUGUAAAUUUAAAGCUGUUUUUCUCUCUACUGCAUGAAUGAUGUGAUACUUCUCGGUGAUACUUACUUUAAGUCGACUUUAAUUUUGAUCUUGACUAUCUCGUGAGUGAUGGUGCAUGCAGUGCUCAGACCUAUAACUAACCGGUUAGUUUCUAGGAAGCAUUUAUUUGUUGCGCAUGCACUAUUUUAGUUGUCAGCUGCAUCUUUUUAGGAUCUUUUGACUUAUCAUUAAAUUUAUUUUCAAUUGUUUUAAAAUAAGAUUUUUAUUUUGUUGAUACAUUGCCUAGAAAUUGUUGUGUUUUGUUAGUCAUUCUCUGUUUUAGAUAUUAGAUACUUGGCACAUUGCUCUGUGCUGGUAUGCCAUCUAACAUUAUUUUGAAAAUUUAGCCACCUUGUUUGCCUCUCUUUUCUUUUGUUGAUUACAGUUUUGCUUCGCUUUGAUACUUGUUUGGAGGGAAAUUAAGAAGAGAUCCCAUUUUCAUUUAUACCUUCAGAUGGAAAUGAAUGGCUAUGACUGCUCUACUUUGUCAUCUUGUUGAAAAUCAGUUUGAGAAGAGAUAAAUCCUAAUUAGCAUUUGAGUAAAGUAUAAAAUAACAAAGAUUCUAAACAAGUCUUAGGUUUAUCACCAAUCAAUAAGUUGAGACCAUUUGAUUGAAAUAUGUAUUCCUUCUUUCUUUUUGAGUCAUAUCGCAUAUUCCUCUGAAAGAAUGUCAUAGUGUAUGUAGGGUUUUAAAGAUGAUUGAAUUUUGAAUGGACGUAUAUGAUUGUAAACAAUGAACCCAUCCUAAAAUUGUUUAUUCUAUUUACAAUUGCUUCGAAAAAGUGGAUAUGUUUAUAGAUAGGUUUUGGUUGGUUUUCAGACUUUUUUUUAGUUAAAAAGAAAAAUUGCAAUAUUUUUGGAAGGGUUUCCUGGACUCAUCAAUAUGGAAGGCACUAACAUAGGGUUUUCAUAACUAGUGGAUCUAAAUUUUAUCAAAAAGGCAUAAAUUUGAUGUUUAAAAUUUUCGACCCCUGAGCUCCUGUAAAAUUAUGAUUUUGCAUCUUGAAGGUUAUGGUAAUUCUUAUUCUCAGUUAAAACUGCUAUCAGAUAAGUUGUCAGUUGUUCAUUUUUUAUUGUCUCGCGUAAUAGACCAAUGCAUGCAUUGGUGCAAAAUAGCAGAGGUGUCCACCGUCAAUCCUUGAUGGCCAUUGGAUGACAGCAACGCAGUCACUUGUGAACUGAAAGUAAGCAACUACCAACUUAUCUGAUGCUAGUUCUGGUGAAUUGUUGGCCAAUAAUGAUUCAGUUAGUUUCGUUUUUCUUCCACUCCUAUUAAAGAAUCCAGUUUCCAAAUCAUUUCAAGGGACUACGCUUUUUACUCUCUAGUAACCUUUCCUGCAGUGUAUUUUGUAUCUUGCAUUGACACAUCAUCAAAAUUGGUGAAAUUACGAGGUAAAGCCAGAAUUAUUGUUUUAAUUUAUUAGCUCAACAAGAUGCCUUUCUGAUGAUGAUUUUCGUUUUCCAGGAGCUCAAAUUGUCUUUAUUUUGGAUUUUCUGUGUUUUUUAAUUUUUAAGAGGUAUAAAUUAAAAUUUGUCAAUUUUUCAAAUAUAUGCAUACAUUUUUUCCAAUCUAA